Molecule: messenger RNA, 1351 nt
Organism: Drosophila biarmipes
Lineage: Eukaryota; Metazoa; Arthropoda; Insecta; Diptera; Drosophilidae
Product: serine protease easter
Exons: 4
Coding region: 185-1267 (360 amino acids)
Biological process (GO): proteolysis
Molecular function (GO): serine-type endopeptidase activity
Source: RefSeq, a predicted model, not a curated record
ACAACUACGAUUAUGUUAUCGCUCGAAAGCGCCUCUCUGGUAAUCCACAGGCGGCGGCGCUUCGCAGGCCGAACUUAGUGUGAGUCUCAGUCGCAAUCGCAGUCUCAUUCGUUCCGUUCCGCUGUGGCUGCGGCUGAAUACUUUAUACUUUAAACUGUAUCGCAUCUGAUCGAUCCGGUCCGGCAUGGGAAGUUUUCCAGCUCUACUUGUUGCUGUCGUCGGCGCGCUGGCAUUGGGCGCGAGUGCCCAGCUCGCCAUCAACUGUGUGUCGAAAAUCGCCAGUGGCCGGGUCACCGGACACUGCAUCUCCAUCCGGGAGUGCGACUACUUCAUGCGGAUCCUCGUCUCCGGCAAUCUCAGCCAGAGCGAUCGCACCCUUCUCCGCGAGAACCAGUGCGGCCGGCGGGAGAACGGCGUCCAGGUCUGCUGCCCCAGUACCGCUGGCCUGGGAGCCCUGAGUCAUCCUCUUUUACCCACGGAUUGCGGGACGGUUCGUUGGCAGCGUUCGAAUGAUACGGACACGCGGAUCAAGGAGUUUCCCUGGCUGGCCCUUAUCGAGUACACCCGGGGCAACCAAGAGAAGAUCCACGCCUGCGGAGGAGUCCUAAUCAGCAGUCGCUAUGUGCUGACUGCUGCCCACUGCGUGGCCCAGGCGGCGUCCAGCGAUCUGCAGAUUACAGCCGUUCGCCUGGGAGAGUGGGACACCAGCACGAAUCCGGACUGCCAGUUCCACCAGGACACCAAGGUGACGGACUGUGCUCCUCCGUACCAGGACAUAGCCGUCGAGGAGCUGCUGCCACAUCCCCGGUACACGCAAGCGGACAGGACUCAAGUGAACGACAUUGCCCUCGUCCGCCUGGCCAAUCCUGCCCAGUUCAACGAGUUUGUGAGCCCCAUUUGCCUGCCCAACAAGCAGCUGCGGGCGGACGAACUGGAGGGCCUGCUCACCGAGGUGGCGGGCUGGCAGGCCACCUCCUCGCCCAGGAUGCGCAAGAGCUAUGUGACCAUCACCUCCAUCGAGGAGUGCCAGACGAAGUACGCCGGCCAGCAGCUGCACAUCCAGGCCUCCCAGCUCUGCGGGCUGACCAAUUCCAAGGAGUGCCACGGCAACGCCGGAGGACCUCUCAUGCUCUACAAGAACGAGGGCUAUCUGCUGGGUGGACUGGUGUCCUUCGGACCCGUGCCCUGUCCCAAUCCCGACUGGCCGGAUGUCUACACGCGGGUGGCCUCCUACAUCGACUGGAUUCACGACAGCCUGAGGGCGUAGGAGAGAUCUUUGCGGUCACGAAGAAAGCCAGUAAAUGUUUGGUGCCAAUAACAAGUGUUAAUUAAAGUGAACAAACAAAAUAAA